This is a messenger RNA of Arachis ipaensis, 1882 nucleotides long. NCBI's taxonomy places the organism in Eukaryota, Viridiplantae, Streptophyta, Magnoliopsida, Fabales, Fabaceae. The record is from RefSeq and is a predicted model, not a curated record.
UAAUAGUUAAAAAAAUUACUCAUUUCGAGGUUCAUUUUUUACGUUCCUUAAUAGUUAAAAAAGAAAACCAAAAAUGACCAAAAGUCCAAAACUAAGAUAGGGAGAAGCAUCAGCUGAUAGACAUAGUCAUCACCAGUCAACAAUGGAGGCAGAGGGCAGUUCCCAAGCCUCUGCGGCGGCAUCAGAGUCCCAAGCCACCAGCGAACGCAUCAAACGCAUCAACGGCGGCAAGCUCUUCGAGACAACCCUCUCGACCAUCCGGUCCGCCGGUCCAGACUCCCUCCUCUUUGUCCUCUCGAACCGCCCCGCCAACGACCCCAACCCGGUUUUCAUAGACCGGGACCCCGAAAUCUUCUCCGUCCUCCUCUCCCUCCUGCGCACCAAUCAGAUCCCCUCCGCCGCCCGCCGCUUCUCCACACAGGAGCUUGCUGACGAGGCCGCCUUUUACGGCAUAGACUCCCACUUCCGCUCUGCUGCCGCUCCCCCGCCCUUCUCCGGCAUCGAUGCUUCCAUCGUCAAGUCCAUCAGUCCCGCCUCCGAGGGUCUCCCUUCCACCUUUGCCGUCGCCGACAACGGCGCGGUCUGGAUCGCCCACGGCGGCCAGAUCUCCAGCUAUGACUGGAGCCUCGCCCACACCGGCACUCUCCGUACUCACCUCGACGAGAUCGACUCCAUCUGCCGCGUAUGGACGGAGAUCGCUGCCGUCGGAUCGGAAUCCGAUGCCGGACUUCAUUUCUACGACUUCUCAAGCAGCCGCCACGUUGGAUCCGUACACUGGACCGAUCCUUCAGAUCCUCGCAUAUUCAAGGCUCGCGUUAACGCCAUAACCGCCUCGGAAACCUCCGUGUUCGCCUCGUUCGAUUGUCCUCACCGCGAGAACAUUGUUCUCGAGAUCGACAAAGAGAGGAUCCAGAUUGUAUCGCAGUUAGGGCGCCAAUCGGGGAACCAGGCAAAGCACAUGGUUCCGUCGAAGCUGACGUUUGUUCCGGCAACCGGAGUUCUCGUCGGAACCGCCAUCACGAGCGGCGCGUUCGGCUACUCCGGUUACAUACGGAUUUGGGACCCCAGGUCCGGAGACGUGGUUUGGGAGACAAACGAGCCUGGUGCGGGUCGGAGUAGCAGGUUCGGAGACUCAUUUGCUGACGUGGAUGUUGACGCGGAAGGGUUAUCGAUUUUCAAGCUGUGUUCUAAGUCUGGGGAUUUGGGUAUGGCUGACAUGAGGCGUUUGGGGGAUGAUCCUUGGGUUUAUUUGGAGGAGAAGAACCCUAGCAUGGUAAAUUAUGGUGGUGAAGUGAAUAAUUUGUUGGUGCAUUGUUGUUGGGGGCAAGUGUUUGUUGGAAGAGGUGGAAGCUUGGAGGUUUGGUCGGCGGACCGGAUGGUCGAGAGGGUUGUCUCGAAGAGCUUGCCGCCGACGUUGAGCUUGAUGCGUUCGCUGGUGGCUUGGGACUCUGAUGCCGCCGCAGAGGCUUGGGAACUGCCCUCUGCCUCCAUUGUUGACUGGUGAUGACUAUGUCUAUCAGCUGAUGCUUCUCCCUAUCUUAGUUUUGGACUUUUGGUCAUUUUCGGUUUUCUUUUUUAACUAUGAAGGAACGUAAAAAAUGAACCUCGAAAUGAGUAAUUUUUUUUUAUUCAAAUAAUUUUAUAUCUAAAUUUAUCUAAAAGGAUAAAGGGAAUACCUCUUUUCUCAGUGAAAUUAAGAAAGAGAAUUAAAAUUUGGACAAGAAUAUUUUAGUUUAGUGAUUACAAUUAACGCGUAUUACAUGACAGCACUAGAGGUAUUUUAUUCAGUUAGAUGAUACAUGGAACCGCAUGUGCAUGUAUGUUACCUAAUUCAUCACAUAAUCAAGCUGUAUAGCGCAUUAGUGCUCGAAUAAAUGUUUGU